UGGGUGAUCCAGAAAACUUGCAUAAUAAACAAACAGCCGAAAUUGAAUUCGUGGGGUAGUUGGGUUGAGCUUUAUCCCGUCAAAGCAUUUAAUUGAUUUAACAAACGUCGUACUUGGUUUGUUACUGCACGAAGAAUAGAGAAUAGUUUCAUUCGAACCCUUGGAACCACUUGAAAUCAUCUACUCACGUCUACCGUCUAAGAUCACUACACUUAAGAGUCAACGAGCUCCAAAAUUCGGAAACAAAAUUGUAUCAAACCAGUUAGAUUAUUAUGAUAAAGGAAGUUUCAAACGCUGAUAUUAUUCACCCAAAAUAUCACAUUGGUCCCCACGACGUUGUCACUGUUAUAACAAAUCCUCGUGGCCCUGCUAGUAUGAGGAAAUAUCACCGAGCUGCACUGAUUAUUGUAGCAUUAGUGAGCGUUGUGUCGUUGCUGUUCUACAGACACGAAUAUAAUAAGCUCCGUUACGUCCUCGAGGUUUUGAACUUCUUUGGUAAGCCUGGAAUAAAAGACAUUAACUCAAACUAUCAUGGAGUUGAGAAUUUUGGUUCAGGAAAACUAGAUCUUCGACUUGGCUCACCUCUACCUUCUUGGCAGAGAUUAAAAGAUGAUUUGUUUGCCUACUCAGCUCAUCAUGUAAGAGAUACUGAAAUUAGAGUUAUUGCCUUUGGUAGAACCAACCAUGAUCUGAAAUUGAACUGUGAGGUGUUCUUUGAAAACCGACAACCUAUUAAAGGCAAUUAUAGAUAUUUAAAAAUUGGAAAAUCAUCAAAGCUCAUCGACAGUGAGAAUUUUGUAUACAUAGGCUAUCAACUUUUUUGUGAAUAUUCAGAUAAUCAUACACCUGAAGGUGUGUCUUUCUUCAGUGCAGAACAGAACACACAUAACGGUAGCUCAAUCAUGAAUGUGAAAAUUUCACCUAAAAGCCUAGCUACCAACGAAUUAGUUGUAUGUGUUGCACCACCUUUGAACAAAGCACUUUCUCGUGUAGACAUGAUUAGUUUUUUGAACUUCCACCACAUGAUCGGCAUAAAUCAUUUUGUAGUUUAUGAUAAUGGCAUUCCAAGUACGUUCACAGAAGCUGUAGAAGAUAUCGUUAUCAGCCGAAGGCUGAAUUUGACUUUUACUAUUAUACCAUGGAAUUUUCCAUUUAGCGGAUUCAACCAAGAAUUUGUAAAAGAAAUUGCAGAGAUUGACUGUCUUUAUCGUACAUACAACAAAGGAGAAUAUAGUGUAACUUUGUACUGGGAGGAAUAUAUAAUUUUGAAACUUCAUCACACGUUAUCAGAGCUAUUGACAGACUUUGAGAAAAGUGAGCCCUCCGAACGGUACCAAGUAGAAACGUCAGUAUUCUGCACACAACAAAAUAAUGACAUGACGAUUAUAGAGACAGCACCAAUUGCUAUUCGAAACACACGUAAGGCAGCUUUGAGUAGCGAUGCAAGCCGGCAAAUCUAUAUUAAUAAGCCACAUAAAUGUUUAAAUCUAAACAGUGUCAAGUCUAGGAAAGCUAGCACAGACUUAGUUACUAUUAAUCUGUAUCGAUACUGUUCAGAGCUUGAAAAUAAACUAGGCAAUACACACGACAAUUCAAUUUCAAGAUUUGCUCAGGAAAUGAUCCAUGCACCAAUUUACUUGCAAUUUAUUAACAGACAAACUCUGUUGAACGAAUGAUCCCUAUAUUCGGAGUUUUCUAGUAUUGUACAUAUUCAAGGUAAAAAAGGGUCUCUUGUGAUUUACAAUUUCUUACCAGGACCAUGAUUUGUUAAAUGCCCGAAGUAUGCAAUGAAUUCAUGUAAAUAUAAGUAUACGCAGCCUUCAUUUCUAAGUUCUUAAACUGACACUGAUAUUUCGUCUUGUUUACAUAAGUUAACUCACUUUGCAAUCACAAAAACUACUGUGAUAAACAUAUUCGUAUUUUGAUGAACAGUGAAUUUUUAUACCUUUGUGAAUUUUUCAACCAGUAUUGCUAAUAUCAUAGUUCACUAUUAGUUGAGAUUAUUUCAACUUGUAUGUUCUGCGCUAGCCUAUCUAAUGUAAUUUUUUUGUAUUUAAACUUGAGCAUCCUGGUUAAUGAUAACUGUACUGUUUCAAAAAAACUUUUUCUAACAAUAAGUAUAACGAUUAUUUUAUAUUCAUAAUUUCUCCCGUUGUACUGGUGACUAUUUUAUCAUUAAAUGGAUCUACUUGUA
Molecule: messenger RNA, 2194 nt
Organism: Athalia rosae (coleseed sawfly)
Lineage: Eukaryota; Metazoa; Arthropoda; Insecta; Hymenoptera; Athaliidae
Exons: 2
Coding region: 273-1676 (467 amino acids)
Source: RefSeq, a predicted model, not a curated record